Messenger RNA from Solanum pennellii, 3364 nucleotides. RefSeq names its product clathrin interactor EPSIN 2-like. NCBI's taxonomy places the organism in Eukaryota, Viridiplantae, Streptophyta, Magnoliopsida, Solanales, Solanaceae. Gene Ontology annotation, cellular component: plasma membrane; endosome; clathrin vesicle coat. Gene Ontology annotation, biological process: endocytosis. Gene Ontology annotation, molecular function: phospholipid binding; clathrin binding. The coding region runs from base 207 to 3014 and encodes 935 amino acids. The record is from RefSeq and is a predicted model, not a curated record. The transcript has 13 exons.
GCGUGUAAGGUGCGCUGUCUUUGCUCUUUCCUUUACACCCUCCUUUUCUCCAUUUUCUCUCUGUCUUCAACAAUCGACAGCUCCUCUCUCUCUGUUUCUCAAAUUUUUCCCUCUCUAUAUCUCUCCCUUUCUCUCUCUACAUCUUCACAUCUCAGAUCUGAUCAGACGUCACUUGAGUAAUUGGGGGCUAAGAAUACAAUAUCCAAAUGAAGAAAGCAUUUGAUCAAACCGUGCGGGACCUCAAGAGAGGAGUGAAUAAAAAGGUUCUUAAAGUCCCUUCAAUAGAACAAAAAGUUCUAGAUGCAACUAGCAAUGAGCCCUGGGGUCCCCAUGGAUCACUUCUUGCAGAUAUUGCUCAGGCUUCAAGGAACUAUCAUGAGUACCAAAUGAUUAUGUCUGUGGUCUGGAAGCGUAUCAAUGAUACUGGAAAAAAUUGGCGUCAUGUUUACAAGGGUUUAACUGUUUUGGAAUAUUUGGUAGCCCAUGGGUCUGAACGUGUCGUAGAUGAUAUACGGGAACAUGCUUACCAAAUAUCUACACUGUCUGAUUUUCAAUAUAUCGACUCCAGUGGGAGAGACCAGGGAAGCAAUGUCAGAAAGAAAUCUCAGAGCCUUGUGGUUCUUGUUAAUGAUAAGGAAAGAAUUCAGGAAGUUCGCCAAAAGGCAGCUUCUAAUAGGGACAAAUUCCGCAACACGUCAGCUGGCGGUAUGUAUCGCCCUGGUUCACAAUCAGGUUCAGGAGGAUAUGGUGACAGAUUUGAUGAGGAUCGUUAUGGAGGAAGAGAUGAUGAAAGAAGUGGUUAUGGGAGGGAAAGGGAAUGGGGCUACAGAGAUGAAGACAAAAAUGGCAGAUAUGGAGACUCAAACAGCCGUGAUGGGGAUCGCUAUGGUAGAGAUUAUGAUGACCGCAGCCGAGAUGGAAACAAAGAUGAUGAUUAUCGUGGAAGAAGUCGGAGCACUGAUGAUUAUAAUUAUGGAUCAAGAAGUAGAAGUUCUGACCGGUACAGGGAUCACACCAAUGAUGACGAUGGUCAAUAUUCUUCUAGGCCGCUUGAAAGGAGGUUUUCUGAGCAGAACCUUAGUGCACCUCCUAGUUAUGAGGAAGCCGUUGGUGGUUCACGCAGCCCAACACACAGUGAAAGGGAUGUAGAAACUUCUUCAGCAUCUGCGCCCAAAUCUUCUUCUCCUCAUGCAAGUGCCAGUCCGAGCCCAGUCACUGUGCCUGCUCCUGCACCAGCUACUGCUCCACCACCAGCUCCAGCCGCAGCUACUGCUUCACCACCGUCUCCAGCAGCAGCCCCUGCCCCACCACCAGAAAACACGGUUGCUGAGAGUUUUGAUGAAUUUGAUCCCCGUGCAUCUUUUACAGCAGCGCCCCCAGUUCCAUCAAAUGGUCCCGCGUCAACUACUUCUGGCGGCGAAAUGGAUUUACUUGGUUCCUUAUGUGAUCCAUUCUCCAAUGCAUUAGCCCUUGUACCUGCAGCUUCGAGUGCUUCCGAGGUUAAUCCAUCUGGGACCACUGGUACUGAGACCACGUUUGGGGAAGCAUCAUCAGUAUCUACUGGUUCUAACCAGAUGUUCGAGGAUCCUUUUGGUGAUGGUCCUUUUAGGGCUAUGACCUCGAAUAAUGUGCAAACUCAUUUGCAGAACACUACUCCAGCUUUCCAUCCAAAUCCAAAUCAAAACCCUGAGCUUCCUCAAUCAGCCCCUCAGGGUGCUGAGAUCUCAAAUGCAACAUAUAGUCAGUUUGAUCCAACUAAUAUGCAAUAUGCUCAGCAGGAGCUGUCCACCUCGAACCAGGAGAUCGAUAUACUGGCUGAUAUUCUCCCACCAUCUGGUCCUUCACCUCCUGGUGAUCAUGCAAUCCCAAGUGUCCAACCUGCAACACAGACAGGUUUUGAGUCUUAUGGUGGACCAACUACACAACAGACAGGUUACAUGGCACCUCCUGGCCAGGCUGGAGCCCUGACAGUUUUUGCAGCUCAGCCUGGCCAACAGUCUCCACAAACCAGUUUUCCGAUUCAAGGUCAAACUGCAUCUUCAGUGGGCUUUUCUGGUCAAGCAAACAAUUCUCCAUCCUAUGGAGGCUACCCAACUCAACCUGGUCAAGCAUCACAGACUGGUUUUGGACCCACAGGUGGUCAACCCACAUCUGGUUUCCAACCUGCAGCAGGUUACUUUCCACAGUCUGGUUAUCAGAUUCCUGCCGGCUCUGUGCAGAGCAAUGCCAAUGCUGGUGGUUACAACACAGGAUUAGGAUCUACAGGUCCAUUUGGUAACCAAAUGGGUCAAACAUCUGCCGGACAACCCUACCUUUCACAGCCAACUGGUGCAACCCACAUGCCGUCACAGAUGCAUCUUCAAUCUUCACAAAAUCAAACAAGUAAUGCUCUAGUGCUGACACAAACUACUCCAGCUUCAACAGCUCUUGUCGCCAACACCCAACCAGCCAAAGACAAAUUCGAGACAAAGUCUACCGUUUGGGCAGAUACAUUGAGCCGUGGACUGGUCAAUUUGAACAUUUCUGGAACUAAAACAAAUCCAUUAGCUGAUAUCGGAGUUGAUUUUGAUGCUAUUAAUCGCAAGGAGAAAAGGAUGGAGAAACCCAGUACAGCCCCCGUGAUAUCAACUAUUAACAUGGGCAAAGCAAUGGGUUCAGGUACCGGAGUUGGCCGAGCUGGUGCAGGUGCACUACGGGCUCCACCAAACCCAAUGGUAGGUUCUGGUAUGGGCAUGGGCAUGGGUAUAGGUAUGGGUAGUAUGGGUAUGGCUGGUGGUGGCCCUGCGGGGGGUCCUGGCAUGGGAGCAUAUGGAGGGAACCAGCCUUAUGGCGGCAUGGGGAUGAACAGACCUAUGAACAACAUGGGCAUGGGAAUGAACAUGGGUCAAGGAUUUCAGAUGCAACAGCCUUCCGGAUUCCCCCCUGGACCUGGAGCUCCCAUGCAGGGAGGUUACAAUCCGCGAAUGGGCAUGGGUCCCUAUGGCCAACAACCAUAUGGUGGAGGAUACCAAUGAAAUUUAGCCCAAUUCUGAAAGUAAGAAACCUUUGUGUCAUAUUAUCGGGAAUGUUUACUAGUCGGUAAGCCUAUUGAACUCACCCUCUGUUGUAGAGUUGAUACUUUUUGGGUGCCUGUAGUUUUCCAUGAUAAAAGUUAUAGAGGAGAGUAUAUGUUGAUUCCUUUUCUUCAACUUUGUUCUGCAAUUGCAUUUCCUUUUAUCUGCCAUUUGGGGGUCAAAGAUUGCUCACAGGACCCCUUGUAAUGUUUUGCUGUUGUGCCUUUGUACACACUCGAGGAUCACUUGUUUAUGGUGUUCCUCUUUUUGCCACUUGAUCAUAUAUCAUUCAUAUUCAUUUUCAUAUAUUA